Centruroides sculpturatus (bark scorpion) is the source of this 2801-nucleotide messenger RNA. Its product is annotated as neutral alpha-glucosidase AB-like. Gene Ontology annotation, molecular function: carbohydrate binding; alpha-glucosidase activity. Gene Ontology annotation, biological process: N-glycan processing; carbohydrate metabolic process. The record is from RefSeq and is a predicted model, not a curated record. Bases 24 to 2801 code for a protein of 925 amino acids. NCBI's taxonomy places the organism in Eukaryota, Metazoa, Arthropoda, Arachnida, Scorpiones, Buthidae. The transcript has 19 exons.
CUAAACGCAAUCGAGAAAGCAAGAUGGCCACGUGCAUAGGCACCACUGUGCCAUUUCUUAUUUUGAUUAUUACUUUUCUAUCCUUGGUAACUUCUGUUGAUCGUAGUAACUUCAAAACAUGUGAUCAAAGUGGAUUUUGUAGGAGAAAUCGUAAUUUAACACCUGGUCAAUCUCCCUAUUAUUUACAAAUGAAUACAAUAAAAACAACAGCUUCAAAAAUAGAAGGAAAUAUUGUGAAUGGAAAAAAUGGCGUGGAGUUUAAAUUUCAGUUAUCAGCAUUAGUUUCAAAUAUGUUACAUAUAAAAAUAAAUGAAUUAACACCUCUGAGACCCAGAUUUGAACCAAAAGAAGUUUUGAUAGGAGAACCUCCAGAAACAAACUUACAGAUAACAAAUCAAGAUUCUGAAGGAAUUACUGCAACAUUUGGUAAUAAUAAAGCUGUUGUAACAGCUAAUCCAUUUCGUAUAGAUGUGUAUACUAAUGAUCAGCUAGUAAUUAGUGUAAAUCCUCGUGGUUUGAUGAGAUUUGAACAUCACAGACUUAAGGAUCAAGGUAAACAAGUUAAAAAUGAAGGAGAAGAAUCUGAAAAUAAUGUUGAGCAGCCACUUCAAGAAGAAGAAACACCAGACGCUUGGUGGGAAGAAACUUUCAAGGGAAAAACGGAUUCUAAGCCACAUGGGCCUUCUUCUGUUGGAAUGGAUUUCUCUUUUGUUGGGUUUGAGCAUGUUUAUGGUAUUCCCGAACAUGCAGAUAAAUUUUCAUUAAGGACAACAGUAGGAUCAACAGAUCCUUUUCGUCUUUACAACCUUGAUGUUGCUGAAUAUGAAUUGAAUAAUCCCAUGGCUCUUUAUGGUUCAAUUCCCUUUAUGGUUGCACAUAGUGAAACUCAGACUGUUGGUCUAUUGUGGUUGAAUGCAGCUGAAACUUGGGUAGAUGUUGUAUCCACAUCCAAACAGAGUGUUGUAUCAUCUAUUGUUGAUUUUGUGAAAGGAAAUUCUCAGAUGCCACAAACUAGUACACAUUGGUUUUCUGAAAGUGGUAUUAUCGAUGUUUAUUUGCUCUUGGGGCCUCAUCCUAAAAAUGUUGUAAGACAGUAUGCACGCUUGACUGGUACAACACCAUUACCUGCGUAUUUUUCACUUGCGUAUCAUCAAUGUCGAUGGAAUUAUAAAGAUCAAGAUGAUGUGAGAAAUGUCGAUUCUGGAUUUGAUGAAAAUGAUAUUCCAUAUGAUGUUAUUUGGCUAGAUGUUGAUCAUACAGAUGGAAGAAGGUAUUUCACAUGGGAUCCAUAUAAUUUUCCCACACCUGAAAUAAUGCUUAAUAAUAUCACUGCUAAAGGAAGGAAAAUGGUGACAUUAGUUGAUCCUCAUAUUAAACGAGACAGUGGUUACUAUGUGCAUAAAGAAGCGAGUGAUUAUGGUUAUUAUGUAAAAAAUAAAGAUGGUAAUGACUAUGAAGGUUGGUGUUGGCCAGGUUCUUCUGGAUAUUUAGAUUUUUUAAAUCCAAUUGUUAGAGACUGGUGGGCCGAAAAAUAUUUAUUAGAACAAUAUAAAGGCUCUACUCUAUCAUUAUAUACUUGGAAUGACAUGAAUGAGCCAUCUGUAUUUAGUGAGCCAGAGAUUACCAUGCCAAAAGAUUGUAAACACUUCGGUGGCUGGGAACAUCGUGAUGUCCAUAAUAUUUAUGGUAUGUUAAUGGUGAUGGGUACAUAUAAAGGACAUCUAAUGAGGUCCAAAGGACAACAAAGACCAUUCAUAUUAUCAAGGUCAUUUUUUGCUGGAUCGCAAAGAUUUGGUGCUGUAUGGACAGGUGAUAAUGAUGCAGAUUGGGGUCAUCUACGUAUUACAGUUCCUAUGCUUUUAUCUUUGAGUAUAACCGGUAUGUCUUUCUGUGGAGCUGACGUUGGUGGAUUUUACAGAAAUCCUUCUGCAGAAUUGACAUUACGAUGGUAUCAGGCUGGAGCAUUUCAACCAUUCUUCCGAUCACAUUCUCAUCAUGAUACAAGAAGAAGAGAGCCAUGGUUAUUUGAUCAAGAAAUUAAAAUGCUUAUAAGAGAAGCUAUAAGAAAACGUUACUCUUAUCUUCCAUUUUGGUAUACAUUAUUUUAUCAGAACGAACAAACAGGAAUUCCACCAAUGAGGCCCAUCUGGAUGGAAUUUCCUAAAGAAAAAGAGACAUUUGAUUUAGACGAUGAAUAUAUGGUGGGCUCGGCAUUGCUUGUCCGUCCAGUAUUAGACGCUGGCGUUAGCAGUGUAAAUGUUUACUUCCCUGGAAAAAAUGAGAUAUGGUAUGACAUUGAUACAUAUCAAAAAUAUGAUGGUUCUCAACAAUUAUCCUUCCCUGUUAGCCUUAGUAAGAUUCCAGUAUUUCAACGAGGUGGAACUAUUAUUCCAAAAAAAGAAAGAAUACGCAGAAGCUCUUCUCUCUCUCAUCAAGAUCCUUACACUUUUGUUGUUGCACUUGAUAAAUCAGGUCAGUCAGCAAAUGGCACUUUAUUUGUUGAUGAAGGAGAUAGUUUUCAUUAUAAAGAAGGAGAUUAUUUAUUGCUUUCUCUAAAUUUUAACAAAAAUGUAAUAUCAUCGAAAUUAACAGAAGGACCAGGAAAAUUCCAAACUAAAGCCUGGCUUGAGAGAAUUGUAAUAAUUGGAGUUACGUCAUCUCCUAAAAGUAUUCAUAUAGAUACUAAAGAUGGAGAUUCCAGAGAUCUACAAUUUACUUACAAUAGCGAAACAAAAGUUUUAGUGAUACGCAGACCAGCAGUCAACAUAGCACAAGAAUGGAAAAUUACAAUUAAAUCUUAA